AUGCAGUCUUUUCGGGAAAGGUGUGGUUUCCACGGCAACCAGCAGAACUACCAACCAUCUUCACAGGAUUCCUCACGCCUGGAAAAUUACAGGCAUCAAAGUCAGCCUGGGCUCAAUUGCGUGCGUCAGCGACAGAUGACCAAAGGCUACUAUGCCCAGACGUCCUACCAAGGCUAUGAGAAUAACUCUGGGGAGAAAUACCCCCGGGGUGACAAGCACAUAAAUGUCCAGCAGCUGCAGGGCCGGGUCUCUUUUGCCAGUUUUCCUGAAGCCAAUGUGUACCCUGGACAGUAUUCCAGUGAAGAAGGUCUGCAGAACUGGGGGCAGACUCAGGCUCUGACUGGAGCAAAAUAUGAGGAAAAUGUAAUAAAGAAGUCUCCUGGAGAAGGAAGGGGAUACCAGGACCCUUCUGGACAAAUGUCAUUCCGUUCGCACUCUCUGCAGCACCCACAGCAGCCCAGUCUUAACUAUCCUAAGCUACCCAGGCAAAAAGUCCAAACUGACGUCCCAUCUUCCCCUCACCCCUUCUCUCAAUCUGCCCAUUUUAAUCAGAAUUUUCCAACUUCUACCUACUCCUCUGUGCCAGCAGGCAGCCCCGUUUCUCAUUCCUUCAAGAGUUGCACUGCCCCAUCUAACCCUCCACAUGAGCAUGCCAUCGCUGCUGCUGCUGCUGCUGCUGCUGCAGCAGCUGGCCAAAGGGUGCAAGCCAUGCAUGGUUACCAGGCAUCUAGAAUGGGUUCCUUUGAACAAUCACAACGACAUCACACGCAGGAAUCUUUGCACUACCAGACCAUGGCCAAAUACCAUGGGCAACAUUAUAGCCAACAAGGCCAAGCAUACUGCCAGCCUGAGGCCCCCAAUAGGACCCCAGAACAGUAUUACCAACCGUUUAGUCCCAGCGCCAGCCAUUCCCCGGCCCGAUCAGUGGGCAGAUCCCCGUCUUACAGUUCUACGCCAUCUCCUCUCAUGACAAACCUUGAAAACUUCCAAUACAACCAGCAACAGCAGCAGCAUAAUCCUAAUACAUUUCCUAUGGGUAUUUCUGAUCAUAGUCACUACAUGCCUCUUCUUAAUCCCUCUCCCACAGGUACUUCAAGCCCAGAGUCACAAACUAAAAGUCUACAAAAUGACAAAAUCCCAGAGACUUUGCUCUCUGACCUCAGUCUGCAAAGCCUUACAGCGCUCACUUCCCAAGUGGAGAACAUCUCUAGUACUGUUCAACAGUUACUUCUGUCCAAGUCUGGGAUUCCUCAAAAGAAGGGUAUUAAGACUUCUCCCAGGACCCCAGAGUCAAUGAAAACGCAACAUUGUAGCUCUGAAAGCAGUGCAUACUCUUCUGAACCAAUGGGUACGCCUCUGUCUGAAACAUUAGGAACUCCACAGUCUGUACAUGCUGAAAUGCAAGAUACUGACUACCUUAGUGGCUCUGAAGACCAGCUAGAGAGAAACUACAUGUACUGUGGUCCUGGACGAAGCCCUGGGAGGGCCAACAGUAUCAAAAUGAAACCCGAGUCUAUCUCUACUUGUUCUGUGACUUCACCUGAUAAUAUGUCUACAAAAUCUGAUGAUUCAUUUCAAAGCAUCCAUACUAGCCUUCCUCUGGAGACAUUUGCUAAGUUAGUGAGUAGCGAAAGGGAGUGUCCCCAUUUACUGGUUAAUGCACUGUCUCAAGAGGAGUUGUCUACAGAGAUCAUUGCUCUUCAAGAUGCUAUUGAUAAUGAGAAAGCAGAAAAGGCCUGGGCUGAUUCCCCAGAACUGAACAGUUCACCUAAAUCUCCAUUUAACCUGGAAAAUCACAGAUGUGUAGAAUCUGUUGUUAAGAACACGUGGUCAGAUCAAGGGGCUCCACAAGUAAUUCCAGAUGCUAUAAAGAAAGUUACACCAGAUAAAACUCAGAUGAAGAACAACAGUGAGUUCAGUGAACUUCCAAUAGUGCAAACAAAACUUGUGGACACCACUGAAAAAUCUGUUAGUCUGAAUAUAGAAAAAAACAUUGAGAAUGCAACAUCUAGCUCAAGCUAUACAAUUUACUCAAGUACAUUGGCUAACACAGGCUCAAAGAGUUCAGAUCCCUUUGAGUGGCCAGAUAAGAACAUGUCAGAGUCUUGUCUCAGGUGGAAAGAAAUUGAGUUGACUCUUCAUUCAGAUCUGCAGAAGGGUUUGUUUCAAAACAAGGAGAAUAAAGUUGAUAGCCAGCUGGAUGUUCCCGAUGUGGAAACACCUCUGGAAAAUGACUCCGGAGAAGAGUUUAACAAGGAGGGGGCAGAAGAAUUGACCUACACAGAAGACAGCAAAACUGACAAUGAGAAGUGGUUGGAGGAUACCAGAGAUUGUUACACCGAAGAUGAAUUUCAAGACAUCCCUGACCUACCAUCCCAAAAAGAAUCCAACUUAGAGCCAGAAGACUAUUCCUCUUUAUGUGACUUUUCAGAAAGAAAGUCUCUUAUAGAUGAUGAAUCCCUCCCAAAGCAGGUGAGGGAUUCAGAAGCAUUAUCUUCAAUCAAUACACCAGAAUCUAUAGAAAACCCAAGCACUGAGGAGAAAGAUAAUUCAGUUCAAUGUGCACAGCUGUCAGACAGCUCAAUCAUGUUACUUGGUCCAGCUGUUGAGACUGAGUCCAAAGUAAACAGCUGGUUUGAGUCUACAUUGUCACAUAUCAAAGCAGUAGAUGACACAAAGGAGAACAACGAAGAGAGCAAAGAGAUUGUGAAAGACUGUAAUGGAAGUCAGUUGGUAAUAGAAGCUAAAAAAGAAGUCGUCUCAACCCUGCCAGAGGAAGGAGAAACUGUUGACCAACAAGCAACAAAUGAACAGCCAGCAAUCUUGGAACCACCUGUGAAGAAAUCUCAACGUGGUCGAAGGUGCAAAGCAGCAGAAGCAAAAGUAACACAAAUGUCUGCACAGAACACAUCGGAAAGUAGCAACAAAGCUGGGAACCAAGAUGAGUUCAUGCAAACACAAAAUCUAAAUGCCACAACAGCAAUUCAAGUUGAGAAGACUCCUGUAACAGAAUCUACACCAGCAAGGAUGUGCACUCGUUCUUCCACUGCCAGAGUGGAACCACAAGAAUGUGGCACAGGGGUAACCUUGAAGGCACCACACCCUGAAAAACUGAGUAAAAGAGGAGCAUUCCGUGAGAAAGAGAGGGUCCCUUUUAAAGCUGGAAAGAGGGGUGGAAAAAAUGGUGGGAAAAUAAUGUCGACACUCACUGACCAGGAAACAAUAGCAGUACAAAAUAAACAGUCUUCUGUUCUUAGUGCUGGUCCAAAAUCCAAAAAAAUCAGCAUCCUAAAGGAUGAACAGUCUAUGAUUUUAAGGUCUCGUAGCAAGAAGCAGGAGUUAUUUCCAGCCAAAAGAAGAAGAGGGAAAAGAGGAAUGAAUUUUGUGCUUAAGAAACGUACAUCUUUAAAGAAGAUCAUUACAAACAACUGUACGGCAGCUGACACUUUUCCAAUUAUGCCAAAAAUAAGAAAAAGGAUGAAACUUGCAACCUCCAACAUUGGAACAAAUGUAAAAAACUCAGAACGGCCUUUGCAUUCUCUGAAGAGGAAAUCAAGCUUUAUUUCACCUGUCCCAGCCAAAAAGAAAAACUUGAUUGUACGCAGCAAAAAAGACAAAGGAACAAAAGUCAGAGAACCCUCCCAAUUUAUUCAAAAAAAUUAAGCCUGUCAAAAAGGAAAAAGUCAAGUUAAAGCUUGCUUCCAAGAAGGCUUGUAAAGUCAUCCUAAGUUCGCCUUCCAUAAGAAUGGCACCUGAAGUUUGCUUAAAAGUGACUUCACGGUCGCCUUAUCAUGGAGCUAUAAAAACAAAGGUUUUGCCACCUAGAAAAGGCAGAGGACUUAAACUGGAGGCAAUAGUGCAAAAGAUUACAUCACCAAAUCAGAAGAAACAAGGCACUCCUGUAGGAGAGACUGUUAAUGCUGGAGCAGCUGGUAACAAUACCUUAGUCGUUCCUUCUCAAGGCAAGGAGCUGAGAGAUAAUAGUUUCGUAAUAGCAGAUUCUGAAGCCAAGUUGUUGACUCAGGACAUGGUACAAAUUCAAUCCCCAAAGUCAGAGGCUGAAAUGCACGCUGUUAGCUGCCGAGGUGGCAAUAGGUCCUUCAAAGGUAAAUCUUACCACAAGAAAAAAGUGACUUCAAAUUCUCUCCAUGGACAAUUUGCCACACAACCCAGUGGCAAAGCUAGAGGGUAACUGCAGUUCAAAAAAACUUAAUGCAGUUCCUAAAAAAAAACUCAGGAGAGGUAGGUCAAAAAGUUCUCAGAGCACUUCCAAAAUGGCUGGCAAAACCCUACUAGCGGCUGCUCCUUCUGUUCUUUUGACUUCAAAAGACAAAUCCUUGUCAGAAAGCACUUUGCUAGCCAAUAAAUAUCGGCCCAAUGAGUGCAAAAUGUUGGAGGAGGGCUCCGCUAUUCCUGAGGCGGAUGAAGAGAUCUUGACACAAACCAGGGCCAGAAAAAAAACAAAGCAUCCAACUUUUAAUGGCUACAACAAGAGACAACGCAAGUGCUCUUCUCAAAACAAGUCAACUAGUCAACCACCUGGGAGCAAGAGAAGAGGAAAGAGGCAUAAUAUACCUCCCGUAACGCCUAAAGAACCAGAAAUCAAGCUGAAGUAUGUAUCAGCUAAACCGGUGAGGGCAGAAAAUAGAGUCCGCCUCUUCACACCGUUCAUUAAGGUGGAGAAAAAAAAUACAUUCACCACCAUCUGCACUGUAAUAAAUACUGCAGGGGAAGAGACGCGAUUACUGAAGGAGAGAAGUGCUGCUCACUCAGCAUCUCAAUCCGUCGCAUUUGCCAACCAAGGCAGCCUGCCUUUUUCCUCCCGGAUGCAGCUGGGACCUUUAGUGUGCAAAUCAGUCAGCUCUGGCUGUCUCCUUUGCUGCUUGUGCCGUUGCCCAGCCAAUUAUAAAGACUUGGGUGACCUGUGUGGGCCUUACUAUCCUAUGGACUGUUUGCCUAACAAGAAAUCCAGGCUGAAGGAUAAACCGAAAACAGAGGACGCAGACAAACCUUCCAAGGCCAUAGAUUCCCUCUGUGCAGGAGGUGGCGGGAGGCCGUCUUGUACAGACGGUGGAGCCACUGAAGUCAAACAGAAUACACUACGAUCUAGUGCUCGUGGAAUGCUCAGGAAGUUGCCCAGCUGUUACUGCUGCAACAAAAAGUUGGAGGUGACAGAGACUGAGAAACCCAGGAAACAUCAGUGUGGCAAAAUGGCCGAGGCAAACUCAGCAGAACCAGAAACGCAGGAGCACUGGGUGCAUGAAGCCUGUGCAGUUUGGACCAGCGGCGUUUACCUGGUAGCAGGGAAACUGUAUGGCAUCCAUGAAGCCAUUCAGAUGGCAGCUUCAGGGCUCUGUCCCAAGUGUCAAAAGCCUGGGGCCACCGUGGGCUGCAGCCACAAGGGAUGUGUCCAGUCCUACCACUACACGUGUGCCAUGGAGGCAGGCUGCUUAUUAAGUGAAGAGAACUUCUCACUAAGAUGUCCCAAACACAAG
Messenger RNA from Staurois parvus, 5495 nucleotides. The record is from the annotation of a GenBank genome assembly. NCBI's taxonomy places the organism in Eukaryota, Metazoa, Chordata, Amphibia, Anura, Ranidae.